UCAAGGCUGCAGUGACCUAUGGUUACACCACUGUACUGCAGCCUGGGUGACAGAGUGAGACCCUGUCUCAAAGAAAAAAAAAACAAUAUAUUUUGACUGACUCACAAAUUGCAUUGUGUCCUGUGCAUAGUAAUAACUUAGGCAUUUAGGAAUGACAAAGUAACUCCUUUAAGUAUGUUACACAAGGAAGACCAUAGGAAUAUAAAUUGCUGGAUAAUUGUUUUUCAGAUUAAUAAUGAUACAGAAAUAGGACCAAAAUGAGGUUGGAACUGCUUAAGCUGCUGAUAAUGUGUAGUGAACAGCAGUUCUUCCUUUUGACCAUGUUAUCAGCUAAGAUUCAUAGUUUAUAUUAGUAGCAAUGUUUUUGAGGCUUCCAAAAAUCACUGUUGAUUCUCAGAGUUCAUUCUCCCACUUAUACCUAAUCUUCUUGCUUUUGUAUGUGUUCAUUCAUUUGUAGAGUAUAAAUGGCAUUCGCACAGAGGAGAUGGCUGUCGUGACAAAGGGGCCAUCUACUAACCCUGACUCUGAAUGGGAGGGUCCCAAGCAUUCGGUAGUUCCUAGUAAAAGCCAGAUGACCACCCCGUCGGAGUCUCUGCAAAGCUUUGCCUUUGGCUUCCUUUCCAUAAGCAGCAAGGAGACAGAAGAGAAGGAGGAGGGGGCAGCUGGCUAUCUUGAUAUUAAGGAGAUGCCAAGAGGCCCAACUGGGGAAUGUAUAGGAGUGGAGGAACAGGCCGGUGCCUUAAAGUUCUCAGUAACACCAGCUUCCUGUCAGCUGCAACCUGGUGAAAAAAAGGCAGAGAGUAGUGAAGAACAUGUUACACCAGGAGAGCCACUUGGAAAACAAAAUGGAUCAUUUCUUGACUUUCAUGUGGGUAACCAGUUCCCCACCCUCAUUCGAAGUUUCCAGGUAGUAACUUAUUCAAUGAUGCAGGUCUAAUGACUGUCUUUGGAAGAGGGCCAGAAUCUGUCCUGUGUAGGAGAUGGUGGUGGUGUGCUGAGGGUAGUGGCCUCCCUGCUGUUUUCAAAAUCACAGAGUAAAAUUAAAGUCUUUGAUUGUGCCAAAGAAAUUCAUUCAGAGCAAUUAACUCCAUGGCUAGAAAUACUUUCUUCUCUGAUAACUGAACAAAACUCCAGCUGUCGGUCUUUAUGAAGCUGGUUAAGUGUGUUCAUCUUUUCCUUGCUCAAGUGUGGGCCAUGGAAAGAGGUGAAUUGUGGCAACUUCUUUGGUGAGGAGGCUUCAGUGUUCUGAGACCAUGCUUAAAAAAUUCAAAUACUCUUAAUUAAAGGGGCAACUCAUCUUCUUAUGAGAUUUCAGGCCCCAAAUUAUUUAUGUACUGCAGCCACAUUGUGCAGCCCACCACUCCCACUGACCCCACCCACAAGAGCUUCCAGGAUCAUAGGCACUGAUUUCCUAUGCUAAGGUGGUUGGCCACUUAACCUUAUCACAAUCAAAUGGUAGUUUCAGGGUGAUUUAUACUCCUGGGGAAGGUGAGCAGAUGGACAAGAAGGCCUUUGAUAUUCCACUAAUGUUCAUUCUUCUGAAAUUCUGGGAUUAAUCACCAGGUGGUGGUAGAACUGAUUGUUUUUUUUCUUUCCAGUUUUCCAAAUACUGCCUCUUCUCAGUAACUCCAAAGUGAAUCUCUGACAUUGAUUUGAAAGAAGUUAAUGAAGUCGAGGGUAAUGCAUUCCAUUGCCACUGCUGUUUCAUGUACCGUUUGUACUUAGUGGAGGAAAUGUGGCUGGUUUUCUUAAUUAUAAUGGUACAGACACAAGGACAAAUCAAAGUGAUUGCUAUUUGGCAAAUCGUUUUAUAUUCAAAUUCUGAAGUUCAGUCUGAAGUGUUUUAUAUCACCAAUCAUAACUGUCUGAUCUUACAGCUUUCCAAUAAGCUUAUGAAAGUUAUUACAGUAAUGCUGCUUUUUAAUAUCCCUCAUGAUUUGACACCUUGUCAGGGUUACUUUGGAAUACUGUCGAAGUCUUGGGCAAAAGUAAACACCUUUGGAGAUUGAGCUAGCCCUUUACUUAAUUAAAGCUAACACUUUGAUCAGAUCAGUGUCAGAAGAUUACUUCUCCAUUGCCUUCAGAAACACUCUAGUAACUCUUUCCUUACU
Messenger RNA from Piliocolobus tephrosceles (Ugandan red Colobus), 2111 nucleotides. RefSeq lists its product as uncharacterized. The record is from RefSeq and is a predicted model, not a curated record. The transcript has a single exon. Lineage: Eukaryota; Metazoa; Chordata; Mammalia; Primates; Cercopithecidae. Bases 485 to 937 code for a protein of 150 amino acids.